CGUAUCGAUACGGUAGCACGCCUUCCCUUUUGGGCACAAGGAACGAUAGCCAACCAUUACAUCAUAUCUCGUCCCGCACGCCUCUUUUGAGAUGUAAAGGAGUCCGAAUCUUCUAUCGAAAAAUCAGGGAAAAGAAGCAUGCCUUUGAUCAUCUCUUCAUCGAAUUCGCACCUCAUUGCUGUGGUUACAUUGAAAAUUGUCUCUUGAUCAGGUAGCAGAGGCCUAGGUCUUGUGUUCCCCUCGUCCUGGGGAAUUUAUGAGCAACUUGUCGCCAUACGAUAAUGCUUUUACCGCUGUUCAUCGCCAUGCUUCGGAACCCGUUCCGACCAUGCGAGGGUUCGCCGACGUUCCAAGAGAAUCAUCGCGUCAACUACGUACCGAACUUCAUCGACGCAGGGAACGGCCCCCAAAUGGUGGCACCAGACACGCCAUACGUGGCAGCGGCGGGCCACAACCAGCUGUACUUCAUCGACACCCGGUUCGAUCCUGAGACUGCAAAGCACAUCAAGGAGCAGAUUGAGUGGGCAAGUGUUUUGGCAGGCCCUGAAGACUUUAUCAAAAUCGACGAGAUUUCGGCUACGGCGGAAGUCAGAAAUGGUCCGACAAACGAAACACUGUUCGUCUUCGACCCCAGAUACGCCAGGGUGCUCUUUGCAAAAGGAAUCAACAAGCGCAACCCAGAGCUUCAACUGCCGGAGCAUGAGCCCGCUGGCGACUGGCUGGUGACAUACGAUAUCAUUAACCCGUUGACGAAGAGGACAGGGGCAUGCUGUGAUAAUGGCUGUAGCACUCGCAAAUAAUAUUAACAGCAGACCAAUGGCAACUAUGACCUCUGUGGCAGCUAUAGGGUUGACAGCGAGUGUGACUGUUGCCGUCGGCGUAUGCUAGCCGCUC
This is a messenger RNA of Colletotrichum destructivum, 894 nucleotides long. RefSeq lists its product as uncharacterized. Bases 282 to 800 code for a protein of 172 amino acids. The transcript has a single exon. The record is from RefSeq and is a predicted model, not a curated record. Lineage: Eukaryota; Fungi; Ascomycota; Sordariomycetes; Glomerellales; Glomerellaceae.